Drosophila santomea is the source of this 1381-nucleotide messenger RNA. It is a transcript of the gene JMJD5, whose product is annotated as bifunctional peptidase and arginyl-hydroxylase JMJD5. Gene Ontology annotation, molecular function: histone H3K36 demethylase activity. The record is from RefSeq and is a predicted model, not a curated record. The coding region runs from base 37 to 1242 and encodes 401 amino acids. Gene Ontology annotation, cellular component: nucleus. NCBI's taxonomy places the organism in Eukaryota, Metazoa, Arthropoda, Insecta, Diptera, Drosophilidae. The transcript is spliced from 2 exons.
CAAAAAAGUAAACAAAUAAAAGUUUUUGAGCAUUCUAUGGAAACUGGGUUCGUGGAGCUGACGAAGCUGCUCCCCCGCUGGGCGGAUCUGGAAAAUGUGAUCCAGGAUGAGGUCGAGGCGCGCUAUAUACUCAAAAGAGCCGCGGAUCACUUGGCAAACAUACAGUCUAGCAGAGAUUCCGGCGAGGAGGAAACCGGAUAUCUAGUUGGUGCACUGGUGGACAGGAGCUGGGAACGCAUUCACACAGGGCACUUCAGCCAGGUGCCCUUGGGCACGAGGAAGAUAUAUGCCAUAGCCUGCUGCUUCAAGAUUUUUUUCCUUCUGCUGGAGAGCACUACUCCUGCCCAGAAGGAUGCAUGCAGCGAGAUCCUGGAUGAGGCGCAACUCUUGGGCUGCUUGGAGGACUGGAGUGAACUGAAAGUGGCCUUAAUGGACUAUCUGGACAAGGGUGGAGCCGCAGCACCGAGUUCCAAAAAACUUCCAACUCUAGAACCAUUGAAACGAGUACCCUCUGCCUGUGAUAUACCCCAACUGGAUGCUCCCAGUCUGGAAGAGUUCCAGACAAAGUGCUUCAAGGCAGGACAGCCCACACUCCUCCUAAACACCAUCCAGCAUUGGCCUGCACUGCACAAGUGGCUGGAUCUCAACUACCUUCUCCAAGUGGCCGGCAAUCGCACGGUGCCCAUUGAAAUAGGUUCCAACUAUGCCAGCGAUGAGUGGUCCCAGCAGCUGGUGAAGAUCCGCGAUUUUCUGAGCAGGCAGUUCGGAAAGGAUAAUAGCCAGGCUGCCCAUAGUAUUGAGUAUCUCGCUCAGCACGAGCUCUUCUCCCAGAUAUCCGCCCUCAAGGAGGAUAUAUCCAUACCGGAUUACUGUACCAUUAGCGACGGCGAUGCCCCAGGAGCUGUGGACAUCAAAGCCUGGCUGGGACCAGCUGGAACCGUUUCGCCCAUGCACUACGAUCCCAAGCACAACUUACUGUGCCAGGUAUUCGGUUCCAAGCGCAUCAUUCUAGCUGCGCCCGAAGACACAGCCAAUCUGUAUCCCCACGAAAGUGAGUUCCUAGCCAAUACAGCGCGCAUAGAUGCAGCUCAACUGGAUCCGGACACGUAUCCCUUGGUGGCCAAGGUGAAGUUCUACCAGCUGCUCCUGCAACCCGGUGAUUGCUUGUACAUGCCCCCCAAAUGGUGGCACUACGUGAGAUCUGAAGCUCCUAGCUUUUCAGUAAGCUUCUGGUGGGAGUAAGCAUUCUAGUGGAGUAAGAUUCAUGUUUAAGUUAAGGUCUAGAGUUUACCAAAGUUGUCUACGUGGAUUACCCCACAUCAAACAAAGACUACAUUUGAUCACUAAAUAAUUAAACUUGUUAUCAUCAUGUUAAUACGAA